AUGGAUAUCUUCAAAGUCCUCUCGCGAGGCAUCAAAGCCCAGCCCAAGAAAAACCAGCCAGGCGCACCGCAGCUCCUUCCCUCCGCCGGAGCAAAAGUCAAUCCCCAAUUCUUCCACGACAAUGUCGGCGGCGCCAACGCCAAAAGAGGCAAGAAGAGAAAGAGGAAGGGGACUCAGGCCAACAACGCGACCGAGAGCGGAGACGAAGACGACGAUGCCAGCGACGUCGAUUACUUUGCGCCCAAGCCCACUCCCGAGGAGCUUGCCGCCAAGAAGGAUGCCGAAUUGAAGGCGGACGAGCCCAAGAAGCAAAAGCCCAAGCUUUUGGAAGAAAACGAAUGCCGACAGAUACUCAAGUCCCAUCGGUUAAAGUUCACAGUCCUAGCCGGUCGCGUGCCACAAGCCGAGGAGGCUACAGAGGAGAAGCCGCCCAAGAAGCAGAAGAAGCAGAAGGAGGACAAGAAGAAGCAGGAAGAGGAGGAAAAGAAGAAAAAGAAGAAGGACGAAGACAAAAAGCAAAUCUACUCGCAGCCGCUCAACUCGUUUGGCGAGCUCAAGUACACUUACGGCAUUCACCCCGUGUUGGCGGACAACAUCACGCGGCAGGGAUUCCGGGUGCCGACUGAGGUGCAGAUGGGCAGCUUGCCACUGCAGCUGCGACCAGAGAUGGCGUUGGAGAAGGCUACAGGUGUGGAAGACGUCAAGGUUGAAAAGGGAAUCGACUUCCUCGGUGUUGCGCCGACAGGCAGUGGCAAGACUAUCAGCUUCUUGAUUCCCGCUAUCGAUGCCAUUAUCAAAGGGAGGGCCGAGGAUUACACCCCUGAAACAGACGAGCAUAUUCUGCAGGCCAUCGUGGUUGCGCCUACGAGAGAGCUGGCAAGUCAAAUUGUCAAUGAAGGAAGGAAGUUGGCUAUCGGAACCGGCGUGCGCGUGGUUCUCAUGAAGAGGACGCUGCGGUUAGUGGCAGAGUCAAAUACGCAGGAGGAGACGGAGCAGGAGGCCAAGGAAGAGGUUAACGACAGUGAUAGCGACAGCGAAGCAGAGAGCGAGCCUGAGGAGGGUGAUCAGAAGUCCAAGAAGGAGAGGCCGAUCACCAGGGUAGACAUUCUCGUGACAACCCCCAAGAUCCUCCUCAACUUCCUCUGCGGAGGCGAAAAGGAGAAGGGCAAGCCCAGGAUCAUCAAGAAGACGCUCCCCACCGUACAAUCCCUCAUUCUUGACGAGGCCGAUGUUCUCCUCGAUCCCAUCUUCCGCAAGCAAACUAUGGGUAUCUGGCGCGCCUGCACCCACCUCAACCUCGGCAUGACGUGCUGGUCAGCCACCAUGGCCUCCAACAUUGAAGCCCUCCUCACCAAACACAUCGACAAGCGCGCCAAGCGCACCCCCGAACAGACCCCCAAGCCCCUGAUCCGCCUCGCGCUCCACGACGAGCUCAAGUACGACAUCCCGCUCGAGGCGGGCGGCUCGGCCCGCGUGGCGGUCCUGCACUCGUCGCUCCCGGACUCGGUCCGGUCCAAGAUCAUGGCCCGCUUCCGCAGCGGCGAGGUGUGGGUGCUGAUCACUACGGACGUGCUGGCGCGCGGCGUCGACUUUGCUGGCGUCAACGGCGUCGUCAAUUACGACGUGCCCGUAUCCGCCGCGGCUUACGUGCACCGUGCCGGACGCACGGGUCGCGCCGGUCGCGAGGGCGGUGUGGCCGUCACCUUUUACACCAAGGACGAUAUCCCCUUUGUCAAGUCGGUCGCCAACGUGAUCGCCAUGAGCGAGAAGCAGGCAGGCAAGGACAUCGACGAGAAAGAUACCGUCAAGGCCGCCCAGGGUAGCGUGCAAAAGUGGCUGCUGGAUGCGCUGCCCAAGGUGGCCAAGGAGGACAAGAGGAAGUUGAAGGUCAGGGGAGUGGAGAGCAGGCGGACAGGCGGAAAGGCGACGAUCACGACUAAGAGCAGUUGGGAGAGGAGGAGGGAGAAUAACAGGCGGGAGGCUAUCGAGGCUAGCAAGAGGAGAAAGAGGGAGGCGCAGAAGGCGCAGAAGGCGCAGAAGGAGGGCGGUGCUGCCCCUGAGAAGGCGGAAGAGGAGUGGACCGGCUUGGAUUAAGAAGCUGGGCGUAGCCGUCGGGGCGUUCAUGCAGAUAAUAUUGUCAUUGUGUUGACGGGCGGAUGAUUUAAAGGAUAGAUACCCUUACCGUGUAUAUGCUGGUAGACAAAAAGAAUGCUUGCUGUUGGU
This is a messenger RNA of Neurospora tetrasperma FGSC 2508, 2223 nucleotides long. RefSeq lists its product as uncharacterized. Bases 1 to 2094 code for a protein of 697 amino acids. Gene Ontology annotation, molecular function: RNA helicase activity; ATP binding; nucleic acid binding. NCBI's taxonomy places the organism in Eukaryota, Fungi, Ascomycota, Sordariomycetes, Sordariales, Sordariaceae. The record is from RefSeq and is a predicted model, not a curated record. Gene Ontology annotation, cellular component: 90S preribosome. Gene Ontology annotation, biological process: maturation of SSU-rRNA. The transcript is spliced from 3 exons.